AUGUACAUUGAUGAUCCUGAUAGGGACUACUACACCUUAGUGUUCUACGACGUGCGUGAUGCAGCCGCAUAUCGGGAGACCAUGGUCUUUGAAGAAAACGGUAGCGCUGUGGACCCGAUAAUUGAAAGCAGUGAGCAGCUGCACAACGAAUGGGUUGAGCCUGGGGUACCUUCGCCUCCGGCAGAUUGGAGCGCCGCUCCGGCCGGUGUGGCUCAUGGGCGCGGCCUAGUGGCGGCCAGCGGCUGGUGGCCAGGUGGGCCUGGUUGGAAGAAGGAAGAUGGCAUCAUGAGCAGCAUUGCGGAAGGGGAUGAGAACUCAGAGAUGGACACUUUUCAAGCAAUUCCUGGCACCUACUCCAUCUUGCUGCAAGGCAUCCCGAUGGAGCUUCUGAACAAGACCUGCGUGGAUGCGAUCCUGGAGCAGGCUGGCCUUGCGAAUGACGUGCUCAAUUGCACAGUGAAAGGUCGGGGCAUUGGUUUGUGUGUGCUGGUGAUCAUGGGUCAGGAAGGUGUGUGCCGCUGCUUGAACCACUUUGCAGGAUGUCGUUGGGGCGUUCGUGCCACACUCAUCAGUGGAGACAUGCCGGCGACCAACAGCUUCCCCUUGGCCGAGGAGGCAAGGCGGGAUGGCUACGACAAAGCUGAUUGGACCACAAGUGAGUACAACCCUGCCAGAGACUUUUGGUUGGCUGACGACAAGGCAGUAAAUGCAGUACUUCCCCGAGUGCCGAAGACCCUCACAACAGAGGGCAUGCUGACGCACGUGGCGAAGCCCACUUCGGAAGCCAGCACAGACGUCCUCAGCGAAUCGGACGAGGAAAACAGCAAGUUGCAGGGCCGUGCGCAACAUUUGUGGUAUGGUUCGGGUGCGAUCAUGUGA
Molecule: messenger RNA, 879 nt
Organism: Cladocopium goreaui
Lineage: Eukaryota; Dinophyceae; Suessiales; Symbiodiniaceae
Source: the annotation of a GenBank genome assembly